AUGGCUGGCAGAGGAUAUGGACGAGGACGAGGACGCGGCGGAUUUCAAAAUUAUGCACGACCAGAGCCAUUUGUACUUUUUCCCGAGGAUAUUAAUUUGCCUGAUGCAAAACUCGGCGAAAAUGUUGCUAGUAUGAAACAUUUGAUUAUAUGGGAUUUGAGUUUUGAUAGUUAUUUUAAAGCGGCUCCUUAUCUCUUGGACGACACCGAAUCAAAAGGGUGCAAAAGGAUGCACGUAGAAAGAUUUUCUGACAAGAAGAAGAUCGCGUUCACUCGUGAUUCGCUGUCUCAGGUUUUAUAUUACGACGAAUUUGUUAAGGAGUUGGUUCCAGGUAAAUCUAAGCAGAUGCUGAGCCGGAAAAAGUUUCGAUGGAACCCUGAAGCUGAUGCGAGAAAACUGGCAUUCUUUGAAGAACUAGAGAAAAAGUUCCUGGCGGAAGAGGGACACCGAAAAAUGGCUAUAAUAUUGGCUGCAUCUUCUGCUGUCUUGGCUCUUCUUUUGGUUACUGCAACAAUGGGUUUCUUUAUAAGAAAGAAUGUAAUGAGGAAAAGAAGAGAGAGAAAACAAUUUGGGACACUUUUGGAUACAGUGAAUAAAUCCAAGCUAAAUGUUCCAUAUGAAAUUCUUGAAAAAGCAACAAAUUACUUCAAUGAUGACAAUAAGCUAGGACAAGGAGGAUCAGGUUCAGUUUAUAAAGGAGUUAUGCCAGAUGGUAAUACUGUGGCUGUUAAAAGGCUUAGUUUUAACUCGACGCAAUGGGUGGAUCAUUUCUUCAAUGAGGUUAAUUUGAUUAGUGGAGUUCAUCACAAAAAUGAUGAGAGAAGAAAGAAUACUUACACGUCGGAGUCACUCCGCCAACGCUUCAAUCGUGAUUCAGAGGGAAUGCUUCAAGCUUGA
Molecule: messenger RNA, 897 nt
Organism: Vicia faba (fava bean)
Lineage: Eukaryota; Viridiplantae; Streptophyta; Magnoliopsida; Fabales; Fabaceae
Source: the annotation of a GenBank genome assembly